AUGGUGGUGGAUAUCUAUGAGAGUGCAGAUGCAGUUAGAGGUCACAACCCUGACCUUGAAGGUACUGACACAAAGAAAGCCCCAGACCCAGCACCACACACAGGUGGAGCCACUGCAUGGGGCAGGUGCUACAGAGUGACUGUAGUGUGUGUGGUGCUGCUGUGUAUUCUCCUGACAACUGCCUUCACAUUGCUGUGGUUCAAAUUCAACAUCCUGAAGACAGAAAUCAACCUGCUACAAACUAGAAACAAAAACCUGACUAUAGAAAGAGACCAGUUACAGAUCAAUUAUAACAACCUGACUAUAGAAAGAGACCAGUUACAGACCAGUAACAAAAACCUGACUAUAGAAAGAGACCAGUUACAGACCAGUAACAAAAACCUGACUAUAGAAAGAGACCAGUUACAGACCAGUAACAAAAACCUGACUAUAGAAAGAGACCAGUUACAGACCAGUAACAAAAACCUGACUAUAGAAAGAGACCAGUUACAGACCAGUAACAAAAACCUGACUAAAGAGAGAGACCAGUUACAGACCAGUAACAAAAACCUGACUAAAGAGAGAGACCAGUUACAGAGCAAAUUCAACAUCCUGAAGACAGAAAUCAAGCUGCUACAAACCAGUAACAACAACCUGACUAAAGAGAGAGACCAGUUACAGGCCAAUUACAACAACCUGACUAAAGAGAGAGACCAGUUACAGAGGGAAAGAGAUGAUCGCCUGAAGACAUUUUGCAAUUCGUACAAAGAGAAUUGUUUCAGCUUCAACUCCAGUUUUUAUUUCAUGUCUAAUGAGACCAAGAGCUGGACUGAGAGCAGACAGGACUGCAGGGACAAAGGAGCAGACCUGGUGAUCAUAAACAGCAGAGAGGAACAGGAGUUCAUCAGUAAACAAAAGGUGAAUAACAAAGUUCAGGCUUGGAUUGGUCUGAGUGACAGAGAGACAGAGGGAGAGUGGAAAUGGGUGGACGGUACACCACUGACUACAGAAAAGAACAUUAAGUUCUGGGCUAAUAAGGAACCAAAUGGAGGUGCUGGUGAGAACUGUGCUGAGUUUUAUAGUGGUGCAGCUGGGAACUUCUGUAAUGACAAGAAAUGCUCUGUGAAACUAAACUGGAUCUGUGAAAAACAUCUUUCAGAGUAGAAGUUCAUUAUUUUAUAGUGGAAAGGCAUUUCACAAAUUGGACAUACUGUAUACAGUAUAUUGUAUUGAUUUUGCUUGUGAGGGACAUUCCAUUUUAAGAAUUUUAUUUUAAUAAAAAUAAUUUAAAUUAAGACAACUGUUAUUAAACAACAGUGGAAUUGUGAGUUAGAGAAAUCCUUCAAGGCCAGUGACAAAUAAUUACUAAAAAUAAUGUCUAUUACCUCUACUGUAUGUGCCCCAUAGAAUAUAUAAUGACUUACUAUCUAUUAUUAUAAUAGAUAAAUAGAUAUUUGAAU
Messenger RNA from Clarias gariepinus (North African catfish), 1439 nucleotides. Its product is annotated as C-type lectin domain family 4 member M-like. Gene Ontology annotation, molecular function: D-mannose binding; fucose binding. Bases 1 to 1143 code for a protein of 380 amino acids. The record is from RefSeq and is a predicted model, not a curated record. NCBI's taxonomy places the organism in Eukaryota, Metazoa, Chordata, Actinopteri, Siluriformes, Clariidae. The transcript has 6 exons. Gene Ontology annotation, cellular component: external side of plasma membrane. Gene Ontology annotation, biological process: biological process involved in interspecies interaction between organisms.